Asterias rubens (European starfish) is the source of this 1618-nucleotide messenger RNA. RefSeq names its product selenocysteine lyase-like. The transcript is spliced from 13 exons. The record is from RefSeq and is a predicted model, not a curated record. NCBI's taxonomy places the organism in Eukaryota, Metazoa, Echinodermata, Asteroidea, Forcipulatida, Asteriidae. The coding region runs from base 271 to 1599 and encodes 442 amino acids.
AUUUUUUCCCAGUGAAUGUUGUUGAACUUCUUGCGAUGAAGUCAGACGUGCCGACGAGCCCCAAUUUGUGUUCCUUGUUAUAAAACAUAAAAUAAAAACUAUCUUUAAAAAAUUAUUAGGAUAUUGAAACACACCUGUUUAUGUAUCACGAUGAGCUCGUGAACACACACAGUGUCCACAUGUGACGGACGGACGGUGGAGCUUAGUAAAAAAAAAAGGCUACGACAUCGGGGGCAGACAGACUCGAGUGAGCAGACUGAGACUUUUGUAAUGGAAGACAGCACCCCAGUCAGCAGGUCUGCAUGUGCAAGCUAUGAAAAUAAUUCAUCAGAAGAUAGUGUUUACUUGGACUACAAUGCUACCACUCCUCUGGAACCAGAAGUCCUUGAUGCAAUUCACAAUGCGUUGGGUGCUGCUUGGGGGAAUCCAAGUAGUUCAUAUCAUGCAGGUCAGAGAGCAAAGCAGAUCAUCACUGAGGCAAGAGACAACAUUUGCAAGAUGAUUGGAGCACAUCAAUCAGAUGACAUCGUAUUCACUUCAGGCGGCACAGAGACUAACAACAUGGUGAUCCACACUGCGCUCCAACAUUUCUGGAAGACUUUUCCUCAGCUCGACCCCGGUGACCCGAGCCUCGGAGUCAGACCGACCAAUCAGCAUAGAUUCCUCCCCCAUGUGAUCACGUCCAACUUGGAGCACGACUCCAUCAAACUAGUACUUGAACAACUGGCUGAUGAGCGACAAGUCGUGGUGACCUUUGUGCCAGCUUCAAAGCUCACAGGUCAUGUUGAGGUCAGUGACAUCAUUGCUGCCCUACGACCUACGACCUGUCUGGUAACCAUCAUGCAUGCAAACAACGAGACAGGCAUCAUUCAGCCAAUACCAGAAAUUUGCCGCCAGAUUCGAGCCAUCAAACGCGAUUCGAGACGAGAAAUGCCACGGAUCCUUCUCCACUCAGACGCAGCUCAGACUAUCGGCAAGAUUCAGGUGAAUGUAGAGGAGCUGGGCAUUGACUACCUGACUAUCGUUGGCCACAAGUUUUAUGGACCUAGGAUUGGAGCGGUUUUCGUGAGGGGGUUAGGUAAGACCACGCCCCUCUACCCGAUGCUGUAUGGAGGUGGGCAGGAGAGAAACUACAGACCAGGUACAGAAAACACUGGAAUGAUUGCAGGGUUAGGGAAGGCUGCUGAAUUGGUGAGCGAGAACUUGGAAAGGUAUGAGGAGCAGAUGAGAGAAGUACGAGACUACCUUGAGGAGAGAUUACAGGAAACGUUUGGAAGUCGAGUUCAUUUCAACAGUAGAUUUCCAUCUGGAAGUAGAAGAAUCCCAAAUACGUGCAAUGUGUCAGUAAUCGGAGAGGGACUACAGGGUUAUAAAGUACUAGAGAGGGUGAAUGUUCUACAGGCGAGUGUAGGAGCAGCUUGUCAUUCCGAGUUGCAAUGCAAGCCAUCUCACAUACUGCUAGCAGUGGGAGUGCCAUCAGAUAUUGCAGCCAAUGCACUAAGGCUUAGUGUCGGACGUCACACUACAAGAGACGACAUAGAAAGAGUUGUCGACGACAUCAAACAAGGGAUAGAUGGGCUACUAAACGAACUAGAUUAAUGGAACUUUGCAGCUGCUG